Molecule: messenger RNA, 450 nt
Organism: Aureobasidium uvarum
Lineage: Eukaryota; Fungi; Ascomycota; Dothideomycetes; Dothideales; Saccotheciaceae
Source: the annotation of a GenBank genome assembly
AUGCAAAUCAUCACUGCGAACCCUUCUCGCGGUGCAAGUGUCAACUUUGCCUUUGACGACAAGAAUGCCACUUUCAUCUCUGACAACAACGACACACAAUUACCUUGGUAUAUGGGACAAUGGACUACGCCCGUGACGGCUGUGCUGGAGGCCUAUGUGUUGGUUUCGUUCUUGGUGUUUUUGAUCAUGUUUAUGAUGUGUAUCCAUCGGCGUGGGUGUUGUCACAUCUUUCACUCCAGACGCAGAAGAAGAGUUGUUCGAUAUCAACAACGGCUGAGAGUGAGGGUGCAGAUUGAACAGCACACACACAACGUCAUGCAAGAAGAGUCGGAUAGAGAUGAAGAUGGCCAUGGAGUCAACAGUACCUCAUCCAGAGACCCUGCUACUGUCGACGCCGAGCACGAUAUCCAGAGAUUGGAAAGAGCUUUGAGGGUUGCUGGGAUGGCUUGA